Talaromyces atroroseus is the source of this 282-nucleotide messenger RNA. RefSeq lists its product as hypothetical. The record is from RefSeq and is a predicted model, not a curated record. The coding region runs from base 1 to 282 and encodes 93 amino acids. The transcript has 2 exons. Lineage: Eukaryota; Fungi; Ascomycota; Eurotiomycetes; Eurotiales; Trichocomaceae.
AUGCGUGCCUUUAUCAUUAGUCUGUGUAUCUUCGGUGUAGCCGCACUGGCAUACCCCCUCGACAUACACGCCGGGAAACGCACUUCUGAAGACACUGCCAUUGAUUAUGGCAAGCGUGAUUCCGAAGGCACAGCUAUUGACUGGGACAAGCGUGCUUUCGAAGGCACCGCCAUUGACUAUGACAAGCGCACUGCCAUUGACUAUGACAAGCGUGAUUCCGAAGGCACCGCCAUUGACUAUGACAAGCGUGAUUCCGAAGGCACCGCCAUUGACUGGGACUAA